Molecule: messenger RNA, 2858 nt
Organism: Bombus huntii
Lineage: Eukaryota; Metazoa; Arthropoda; Insecta; Hymenoptera; Apidae
Gene: akirin
Product: akirin-2
Exons: 5
Coding region: 349-900 (183 amino acids)
Biological process (GO): positive regulation of innate immune response; positive regulation of transcription by RNA polymerase II
Cellular component (GO): nucleus; chromatin
Molecular function (GO): transcription coregulator activity
Source: RefSeq, a predicted model, not a curated record
GUUGAGUCUGCGACGUAUACAUUUCGGAAUGCAAGUAGUGACCAGUGAAAAGAUGGUGCUUUAAUGGUUGAGACAUUCGUUCCGUGGUCGUUCCUAGCCGACAAACCGUGGUUGCCAGCCAUAUUGUUUUACCGCAGUGUUUGUUUUGGUGCAGCCUAGUCAGAAUACGAAGAAAUCCGAGGGGAUCGACACGAAGGAAGACAGAAGAAUUAGAGUGCAGUUAAAGAAACUACUCAGGCAGUGCGCGUAUACGGUGGUUUUGCUGUAUUUUUCGGCAUAAUCAUCGUAGCUCGCGGGCUAAGCCCAUAAUCUGAGUGUCAGUUGUGAACAGGACGGUAAAGGAGAGAAAUGGCCUGCGCCACUCUAAAGAGAUCUUUGGAGUUCGACCCGGUACAUAGUCAUGGUCGUCCUAGUAAACGACGAAGAUGUGUACCAAUGUGUGUUUCCCCCGGUACAUCCACUCAAGCUAAUUCCAGGCCACAGAAUCCUUCGCCUUUUGGCGAAGUAACCCAUAAACUGACGCCUGAAAAGAUGGCAGCCAACAUAAGAGAAGAGAUCCGGAGACUGCAUCGACGCAAACAAUUGCAUUUUAGUCCUCAAAGCAAUACUGGUGAUUCUUCAGACAUGGAAGGCCCUGCCAGUCCUUCAAGCCCAUCUGCUUGUGGUUCAAAUUCAUGUAGUUAUAGCCCUAGUGGAAAAGAGAAACCUUUAUUUACAUUCAGACAGGUGGGAUUGAUUUGUGAACGAAUGCUUAAAGAGCAGGAGACACAGAUUCGAGAAGAAUAUGAUCAUAUCUUAAAUAUGAAGCUUUCUGAGCAAUAUGAUGCUUUUGUUAAAUUUACCUAUGAUCAGAUACAAAAGAGAUUUGAAUCUGCAGCUGCGCCAAGUUAUCUAUCCUAAAACAAGAUUCUUAUUUAUAAGGAUAAUAUGUUUCUGUGAAGAAUAUUAGAUUUCUACCAUGUGAGAAAAAUUUUGCUUGAAAUUUAAAUCGAGGUAUGCAGCACCACCUUGUUCAAGAACAUCUUUAAAGAUUCAAACUACGACUUACAUUGAGAAAAAUGUGUCUGGUAAAAACAAAAAAAAGAAAAAAGAAAAAAAUUAGUGAUGUAAGUUUAGUAGGUUUGCAGUAAACAGCAAUCGUACUACAAAAAUCUACAGUGUAUACUAUUGAAACUAACAAUAUUUGUACUGGCCGAUGUUAGAAAUGCGCUGGUAUCAGGGAACUGUAACGAGAUUUUAGUUAUGUACAAACAUGAAUACAUAUAGGAGUUAUAUGCAGUGCAUGACUAUGCUUGGAGUCAAGAACUUGACUUGCACAGGGUUCUGUAAUAUCACGUAACUGAUUAAAAAUAGAUAAAAAAAAUGUUCAUUUCUCGCACAUUUUAACAGCAUGUGUUAAGAAAUGACAAGCAAUGAUGCAAAUAAUUCCUUGUUAAUUUAAUAAUACAUGUAUUAGAUAUUGCUCAACCAUAUGCGAAUACUCUUGUAAUGCAAACAUAAAACUGUAUAUUGAGGUUUUUGGCAGAAAGUACUGUGCAUAUGAAGAGAGAUUACGUAAUUAAAACAUAUAUCUCUUGGGGAAAGUUGUUUUCGUUGAAUCUUAGUUAUAUUUAAUUUUUGUAAAAUAUAAGAUAAAUAUACGCAAUGUAUUUUGAAAAUCUUAUUUUAAUCAUUGCGAUAUGAAAUAUUUGUUUUUGCGUGUAUGAUUUAUUGCAUAUGUAAAUUUUCAAUGUAAGCAACAUUUCCCCAAAAAUGGAUGUGUUCGAACUUAAAUGACGUACAUAACUUGUAGAACUAAAUUAUCAAUAAUACUUUGUUCCUUGUUGAGAUUAAGAACUAAUCUUUGAAAUCUCAAAUAAAUUAUUCGUGAAUAGAUUAUUGAUUUGUCAUGAUUACUUAAAUUUUGUUGAGUUUUUAUUAUGUGUUAGCAUUUUUUUUAGCAAAAACAUCAUCUUGUUUAAAAUACAAAUAUAAAAAUUUGUAAAGAAUUCAAGAUAAGGUAUAGUAUGUAGCAUUGUACGAACAUAUUGUCAAAAAUGAAUAUUUGAAAUAAAGAUUUCAUAAAAUUUCGCAAAUAUUUCUGUUCCCUGGUAGCAACGACUUUCUUUAGCAUAAUAAAGCAGUAAAUAAUGGAUAUAUAAUACCUAUACCUUUAUUGUGCCUGUUAUUAGACAUGUUUAUCGCGAUAAUUCUACUAUAUCUAAUGUUAUCGAUUUUUAAAUUUUUAGUUUAUAACCCUUCAUUUUUAUAUCAUAUCUCGCGUUUCCUUGCUUUUUUUUGGUUUUCAAAAAAAAAAGGUUUAAAUAUAAUAUGAAUGAGGCUUUCUUGGUUGCUGCAUGCAUUUUGUUCUGUUAUAAGAUGACAUUCACUCAUUUUAAAAAACCGUUAGGCAUGAACAAGUAUUUAGCCAAAAGAAUUACUGUGACCAUGUUAUGAUUUAUUUUUAUUACUACUUAACAUUUAUAUAUUGACAAAAUUUUAAUUCUUUAUCUGUAAAAUCACAUUUUGGAACGGGGCAUUAAGAAUUGCCUUAUUCAUUCCCAAAAAGGUGUCUUUUAGUUACCAGAACAAUUUGGGAACACAAUAUUAGUGUUCAUACUUUCAUACAACAAUAUACAUGAUAUGUCAAGUGUUUGCUGACUGCUGAAUGUAAAAAAAGGAAGGAAUAUAAGUGGUUCUAACUGUCAAUAAUAAGUAAUAUCUACUUCAGAAAAAUAUUGUUUACCAUUAAGAAAAAUUUUGUGAAAAUAUACCGAUGAGAUUCCUUAUGAAUUCAAAGGAUUUAAUUUCAAUUAAAAUACCUCCAUAUUACAUUAUGUAAGCACUUAUUAUUGAAAUAAAUAUAAAUAUAAGACUGA